Molecule: messenger RNA, 1933 nt
Organism: Nicotiana tabacum (common tobacco)
Lineage: Eukaryota; Viridiplantae; Streptophyta; Magnoliopsida; Solanales; Solanaceae
Product: cytochrome P450 81C13
Molecular function (GO): iron ion binding; oxidoreductase activity, acting on paired donors, with incorporation or reduction of molecular oxygen; heme binding
Source: RefSeq, a predicted model, not a curated record
GGAGAAAAAGUUGAAAGAAACUCACCAAGUUAGUUUUCUAAUUUCCAACGAAAAUAUUAUCCAAUGCUAAAUAGUCUUUCUCCUUAAAUAGUCAACUUAAGUGGAUCCUCUUCAUUUUAUAGCUCAAUCUUUCUUGUUUGAUUCAAGCAUGGAGAACCAAUACUCCUACUCAUUCUCUUCCUACUUCUACUUAGCUAUAGCACUGUUUCUUCUUCCAAUUUUAAUCACAUAUAUUUUCCAUCAGAGAAGAAAUCUACCUCCAAGUCCAUUUUCUUUUCCAAUAAUUGGUCACCUUUACCUUCUCAAGAAAACUCUCCAUCUGACUCUAACAUCCUUAUCAGCUAAAUAUGGUCCUGUUUUAUACCUCAAGUUGGGCUCUAUGCCUGUGGUUGUUGUGUCCUCACCAUCUGCUGUUGAAGAAUGUUUAACCAAGAAUGAUAUCAUAUUCGCAAAUAGGCCCAAGACCUUGGCCGGUGACAAGUUUACCUACAAUUAUACUGUCUAUGUUUGGGCACCCUAUGGCCAACUUUGGAGAAUUCUUCGCCGAUUAACUGUCGUUGAACUCUUCUCUUCACAUAGCCUACAGAAAUCUUCUAUCCUUAGAGAUCAAGAAGUUGGAAUAUUUAUCCGUUCGUUAUACAAAUUCUCAAAGGAUAGUAGCAAAAAUAUCGAUUUGACCAACUGGUCUUUUACUUUUGUUUUCAACCUUAUGACCAAAAUUAUUGCUGGGAGACAUAUUGUGAAGGAGGAAGAUGCUGGCAAGGAAAAGGGCAUAGAAAUUAUUGAAAAACUUAGAGGGACUUUCUUAGUAACUAUAUCGUUCUUGAAUAUGUGUGAUUUCUUGCCAGUAUUCAGGUGGAUUGGUUACAAAGGGCUGGAGAAGAAGAUGGCCUCAAUUCACAAUAAAAGAAAUGAAUUCUUGAACAGCUUGCUUGAUGAAUUUCGACACAAGAAAAGUAGUGUUACACAAUCUAAUACUAUUGUUGGAAACAUGGAGAAGAAAACCACACUGAUCGAAAAUCUCUUGUCUCUUCAAGAAUCAGAGCCUGAAUUCUACACAGAUGAUAUCAUCAAAAGUAUUAUGCUGGUAGUUUUUAUUGCAGGAACAGAGACCUCAUCAACAACCAUCCAAUGGGUAAUAAGGCUUCUUGUAGCUCACCCUGAGGCAUUAUAUAAGCUACGAGUUGACAUUGAAAACAAAGUUGGGAACAAGCACUUGCUGAACGAAUCUGACCUCAACAAGCUUCCGUAUUUGUAUUGCGUUGUUAAUGAGACAAUGAGAUUAUACCCUCCGAUACCACUUCUAUUGCCUCAUUUUUCAACUGAAGAUUGUAUUGUUGGAGGAUAUGAUGUACCAAAACAUACAAUGCUAUUUGUCAACGCUUGGGCCAUUCACAGGGAUCCCAAGGUAUGGGAGGAGCCUGACAAGUUUAAGCCAGAAAGAUUUGAGUCAACGGAAGGGGAAACAGAAAGGUUAAAUUACAAGCUUGUACCAUUUGGAAUGGGAAGAAGAGCGUGCCCUGGAGCUGAUAUGGGAUUGCGAGCAGUUUCUUUGGCAUUAGGUGCACUUAUUCAAUGUUUUGACUGGCAAAUUGGGGAAGAAGAAAGCUUGGAGGAAAGCUAUAAUUCUAGAAUGACUAUGCAGAACAAGCCCUUAAAGGCUGUCUGCACUCCACACGAAGAUCUUGUCCAGCUUCUAUCACAUCUCUGAGGCAAUUUGUCUAUGCCAAAUGUAAACUUCUAUACCCACUAUAUUGCACGCGUAUGAUUUGACACUCUUUACAAGGUAUUUGUCACUAUUCUGUUUUGCUAUUUUUGUGAAAAGUUAAUCAACAAUGGAUGAUAAAUAAGUAGUUGUUCAAAGGUUAUGUUAAUAAAGAGUAAAUGCCGGAGAGAAGAAAUCUAUUACAAGAUGUUUUGCUUUCUCUGAGUA